Messenger RNA from Columba livia (rock pigeon), 4780 nucleotides. RefSeq names its product carboxypeptidase Z (gene CPZ). The transcript has 11 exons. Bases 706 to 2487 code for a protein of 593 amino acids. Gene Ontology annotation, biological process: protein processing; peptide metabolic process. The record is from RefSeq and is a predicted model, not a curated record. Gene Ontology annotation, molecular function: protein binding; zinc ion binding; metallocarboxypeptidase activity. NCBI's taxonomy places the organism in Eukaryota, Metazoa, Chordata, Aves, Columbiformes, Columbidae.
GAGACGGUCAGGAGGCAGAGGGGAGGGGGAGCUGAUUCCUCCUCCCUCUCUGUCUCAAAGUCCUUUUGCUUUCCAAGCUCAAAUGCUAGCUGAAAUCUGACGCCUGGGCUGCAUAUACUGUGAGACGUGGGCAUGCCCUUGCAGUGCACUGAUUUCCUCUGCAGCUUGGAAAGCCAGAGCCGCGCCGAGCCUCUGAGCGAGGAGCCGCUCCAUCAGGCAGCGACUGCCACAUCCCUGUGCUGCCCACGCAAGGGGCUCCAGUAUGGUCCUGAGGCUCCUGCUCCUCCUCGCAGGGCUGCUUAGGGCCACCAAGCCUGCGCCCCGCUGUGAAACCGGCCAGGAGACCCUAGGUCAAUGCCAAUCUGUUCAGAAAGGUGUGAUGUGACUUUGCUUGCUCUCCUUGGGGAAUCUCGAAACCUUAAGUAUUUCUUAAGUAUUUCCUGACAAGUUUGUAAUGUUGGUGCUCUAGUAGGUCUUGUUGUUAGAGAGAUGAUCUCUUUCACACAAGGUAGAAUUUUGCUGCUGUGAUAAUGGUGUUUGUUACCAGCCAGAGACUUUAGCAAGAGAAGGAGGCUCAAACUGUAAUAGCCAGUAAUUUUAUGACAAGACUUCUCUCAGUUACUUCCUUUUCACCUCUGUGUGGCUGAAGCAAAAUGUGUGGACAUCACCUUAAGUUCUUGUACUGAUGUUGCCUAUACUCAAACAAUGUAUCCUAAUUUCCUGGAUCAGAAGACUCGAGAAGUGAUUGAGUACAGCUCCGAGUACAUUCUCAUCAGCGUGCUGCACAACUUGCUCCAGGGAGAAUGUAACCCAGACCUGAGGCUCCUGGGCUGCUCAGUGCUGGCCCCACAGUGUGAAAAGGAUAAAGUUAUAAAGCCCUGCAGGCACGUUUGUGAAAACCUGAAAAAAAAUUGCCUCCCUGCUUUUGAUGCAAUAGACAUGGCUUGGCCCUACUUUUUGGACUGUGACCGUUUUUUUGCAGGGGAAGAAGAGGGAUGUUUUGACCCACUGGCAAAGCUGCGAGGAGAAGUAGAUGUUGAAGAAGAUUUGCCUUCAGACUUGCCAGGAACUUUUAUUCAGUUCAAACACCAUUCAUAUUCCCAAAUGGUGAGCACAUUGAAGAAGACUGCUUCUAAAUGCUCCCAUAUUGCAACAACUUACAGCAUAGGCCGAAGUUUUGAAGGGAAGGAUCUUUUUGUGAUUGAGUUUUCAACCAAGCCUGGACACCAUGAACUGCUCAAGCCAGAAUUUAAGUACAUUGGCAAUAUGCAUGGAAAUGAAGUUGUGGGGAAAGAGCUGCUAAUAUACCUUGCACAGUAUCUGUGUUCGGAGUAUCUUCUCGGGAACCCUCGCAUCCAGACCUUGAUUAAUAACACCAGAAUUCAUCUCCUACCUUCUCUCAACCCUGAUGGGUAUGAAUUGGCUGCAGAAGAGGGAGCUGGUUACAAUGGAUGGGUCAUCGGAAGACAGACAGCUCAGAACUUGGACCUGAACAGAAAUUUCCCUGAUCUGACGUCUGAAGCUUACAGAAGAGCUGAGAUUCGUCGGGCCCGCCUUGACCACAUCCCCAUUCCACAAUCCUACUGGUGGGGUAAGGUGGCCCCUGAGACAAAAGCAGUCAUGAAGUGGUUGAGGUCUAUCCCGUUUGUGCUCUCUGCCAGCCUCCAUGGGGGUGAGCUAGUUGUGACCUACCCUUAUGACUACUCAAGACAUCCUAUGGAAGAAAAAAUGUUCUCCCCCACACCUGAUGAGAAGAUGUUUAAAAUGCUGGCUAAAGCCUACGCAGAUGCACAUCCAGUCAUCUCAGACCGAUCCGAACAUCGUUGCGGUGGAAAUUUUGUAAAACGCGGAGGUAUUAUAAAUGGUGCUGAGUGGUACAGCUUCACUGGAGGCAUGGCAGAUUUUAAUUACCUUCACACAAAUUGCUUUGAAGUGACCGUGGAGGUAGGAUGUGAAAAGUUUCCUUUGGAGGAAGAGUUGUUCACAAUCUGGCAUGAAAACAGAGAUGCCCUUUUGAAUUACAUGGAAAUGGUUCAUCGGGGGAUAAAAGGAAUUGUGUCUGAUAAGUUUGGCAACCCAAUAAAAAAUGCUCGUAUUUCAGUCAGGGGCAUCCAGCAUGAUGUCACCACAGCUGCUGAUGGAGACUACUGGCGACUCCUGCCUCCUGGGACAUAUAUAAUCAGUGCCCAAGCGGCGGGAUACAGCCGGGUGAUAAAGAGGGUCACCAUUCCUGCCAAGAUGAAACAGGCUGGGCGAGUCGACUUUGUGUUGCGACCUGCUGAGGCUUGGCCCAACAAACUCCUCCGCCGCUCGAUGGAAGACAUGUAUGACCCGUACGACCCACUGGAACUUUUUGACCCUCAUGCCCAACACAGGCAGGCUGAGGCUCGAGGUGGGUCACCGCCGGGCAGGGAGAAGCCCUGGUGGUGGUCCUACUUCAGCUCUCUAGGCCUACACAAACCUCUGUGGCUGCUCAAGCAGCGCUGAAGGGCGUCACAGUGCUCUGCUCACCUUGCUCUGCUGCCCUUCCAUCCAACUCCAAACACCCCCACUGCUCUUGGUAAUAUUUAAAUUUGUUUCAUUUGAAUACAAAAUGAUAAACAAAGCGCUCUUACUUCUUUUGGUUUCUCUUCACACACCACUGAGUAUGUUCAAGUGGUUUUUAUAUAUUAAAACCAAUGGUGCACACCUAUUCAAUGGCCAGGUUUUAUGCAGUUUUUUUCUUUGCAAUGCUCUGUACUUCUGCCCAUGUAGCUAAUUGUCACAUUCAUUAAGUUCGAAGUAUCUGCAGAAAAAUAUUCCUGAUCCUUUAAUACAUUUUUAUAUAUGUCUUAACACAUUAAUGACUAUAUACUAAAAACACUUUCAGAAACAUCUUUUCUUUCUUAUUUUUUAUGUUAUUUUGGCAUAUUAAGUUCAGUUCAUUAACUCUUCUAAUACAGCUCAAAAUAAUUUCCUUAAAAUUCGUUAUGUGAUAUCAGCAUUGAUUUCAGACAGAAAACACUAGGAAUUUGAAAAUAAAUCUGCAUCUAAGUAACAUGUUUCAUAGGACGGGCUGCUCAUAGGCAGGUCAGUAUUAAUAAUAACAUACUUUCCCAAGCACUUUUUCAGAAAUUAUCCUUUGAAGACAUACAUAUUAAAAGUGUUAAAUAUUUACAGCCUUCCUCCUUUGAAAUCUCUUGCACCAUGAGUAGGCCCAUCAAAUCAAGAAAAAUGUUUGGAAAGCAAAUUCUGUUCCAAGGUAACUGAAUAUCCAGUCUUUGUGAUGUUUAAUUGUUAAUAUAAUUCAAACAGUUUUAAAUCUGUUAAAUAGAUUUUUAGUCUAUUUCAGUCUAUUCAGUCUAUUUCAGCAAAAUACUAAAAAAUACUUUUACUGCUGAAAAUACAUCCUAUGACACAUAGAAUCACAGAAUGUUAGGGAUUGGAAGGGACCUCAAAAAAUCAUCUAGUCCAAUCCCACCACCGGAGCAGGAACACCCAGAUGAGGUUACACAGGAAUGUGUCCAGGCAGGUUUUGAAUGUCUCCAGAGAAGGAGACUCCACAACCCCCCUGGGCAGCCUGUUCCAGUGUCUGUCACCCUCACCGAGAAGAAGUUUCUUCUCAAAUUUAAGUGGAACCUCCUGUGUUCCAGUUUGUGUCCAUUGCCCCUUGUCCUAUCAUUGGUUGUCACCGAGAAGAGCCUGGCUCCAUCCUUGCGACACAUCAAAAUAGGUGAGAUAGUUUGUGAGGAAUUUAGGUUAAAAUGCAACAUAUUACACUAAGAUUGUUAACGUCAUGCAUGGUUUUGAAUCAAUGUAUUUGUUAAUGAAACUUGCAGACACCAAAGAAAUCAUAAACUUCUUUUCAAGAUAGUUGAGUAAAGCCAGGUGAAUUGAGGUCUUUGCAAGAUACUGUCUUCUCUCAGAGAUCAGAUGUAGUGUUUUCUUAGGAAGAUUCAAAAAAAUAUCCUUAAUUUUGAUGUAACAUAUAAGACCACACUUCCCUUUGACUUGAACUGGUUAAUCUCUAUAUACUCACAGUAUUUCCUCAUCUAACUGCUGGAGUGUGUGAAUAGGGUGAUUGUUUGGAGUUGUACUUACUGCAGCAGUUAGUUGCUGGAUUGGCUGUCUGGAUUGCCUUUUGAUUUCUAAAAACUGUUUUGCUCAUCUUAAGUAAAGAAGCCUACAUUGCAUAAAUCCUAUAGUCUAUGCGCACAUACCUCAGACUACAAUUGCCCAAGAAAGCCCAAGAGAUGAAUGAUCUUAAUUCUGCAACCAGAUGCUGCACAUGCCUAAGUACCUUAUUCCCAGUUGUAAUCUGAUUGAAGUUAGGAGUCUGUUAUUCAUAUGCUUGAACGUCUGAAGGUCUGGAAACUAUGUAAAAAUGAAAGAAAACAAUUUCAUAGCAUUUACAAAAAGUAAUUAUAUGGGAGUGAAUGUACUGCAUGCACAUGGAUAAUUGUUCCUUGCCCAGGCUUGCCAAGUUCAAAAAAGUCUGAAUACUAAAUAUGCCAAAGAUAAGCAAGCAAGAGAUACACCUCCAGACUUUAUUUCCAGUAAUAGGUAUUACUACUGUUUUCUCUGGUCAUUUUUUUCAAAGCUGCCAUCCUGUGAAAACAGUGGUAAAGCUAAUAAAUCAGAAUAAUAUGCCACAUUGCUGGCUAUUAGCUGCUUUCUAUGCACAUAAUGUCUUUCACACUUAAAAAGACGUUUUCUGUAAUUAUUUCCUAGAUUCUCAUAGGGCUAUUCAAAAUUUUUUCAAGUAAUCACAAUAAACCUAAGCCCACUGAAAUGUAAACCA